CACUCGCACCAGCUGCCCCCGAGGCCCUCCCGCACUCCCUCCGGCGCUGCUCUCCGGCCCUCGCCCAGCCCGCCGCCGCCGGAGCCACCAUGCAGUCCCCGCGCGCCGCGCUCCUCCCGCUGCUGCUGCUGCUGCUGGCGGCGCCCGCCUCGGCGCAGCUGUCCCGGGCCGGCCGCUCGGCGCCCUCCGCCACCGGAUCGGCCGCCGGCUGCCCCGAGCGCUGCGACCCGACGCGCUGCGCCCCGCCGCCGACACACUGCGAGGGCGGCCGGGUCCGCGACGCGUGCGGCUGCUGCGAGGUGUGCGGCGCUCCCGAGGGCGCCGCGUGCGGCCUGCAGGAGGGCCCGUGCGGCGAGGGGCUGCAGUGCGUGGUACCCUUCGGGGUCCCCGCCUCGGCCACGGUGCGGCGACGCUCGCAGGCCGGCAUCUGCGUGUGCGCCAGCAGUGAGCCGGUGUGCGGCAGCGACGCCAACACUUACGCCAACCUGUGCCAGCUGCGCGCCGCCAGCCGCCGCUCCGAGAGGCUGCUCCAGCCGCCGGUCAUCGUCUUGCAGCGCGGCGCCUGCGGCCAAGGGCAGGAAGAUCCGAACAGUUUGCGCCAUAAAUAUAACUUUAUUGCUGACGUGGUGGAGAAGAUCGCCCCUGCCGUGGUUCACAUUGAAUUGUUUCGCAAGCUUCCUUUUUCUAAACGCGAAGUCCCAGUGGCUAGUGGGUCUGGGUUUAUCGUGUCGGAAGAUGGACUGAUCGUGACCAAUGCCCACGUGGUGACCAAUAAGCACCGGGUCAAAGUUGAGUUGAAGAGCGGUGCUACCUACGAAGCCAAAAUCAAGGAUGUGGAUGAGAAAGCAGACAUUGCACUUAUCAAAAUUGACCACCAGGGCAAGCUGCCGGUCCUGCUGCUGGGCCGCUCCUCGGAGCUGCGGCCGGGGGAGUUUGUGGUCGCCAUCGGAAGCCCGUUUUCCCUUCAAAACACGGUCACCACGGGGAUCGUCAGCACCACCCAGCGAGGCGGCAAGGAGCUCGGGCUCCGGAACUCGGACAUGGAUUACAUCCAGACUGACGCCAUCAUCAACUACGGAAACUCGGGAGGCCCGUUAGUCAACCUGGACGGUGAAGUGAUUGGAAUUAACACCCUGAAAGUGACAGCUGGAAUCUCCUUUGCAAUCCCAUCUGAUAAGAUUAAAAAGUUCCUAACCGAGUCCCAUGACCGACAGGCCAAAGGAAAAGCCAUCACCAAGAAGAAGUAUAUUGGCAUCCGAAUGAUGUCGCUCACGUCCAGCAAAGCCAAAGAGCUGAAGGAUCGGCACCGAGAUUUCCCAGACGUGAUCUCAGGAGCGUAUAUCAUUGAAGUCAUUCCUGAUACCCCGGCAGAGGCUGGUGGGCUCAAGGAAAACGAUGUCAUCAUCAGCAUCAACGGACAGUCAGUGGUCUCCGCCAAUGACGUCAGUGACGUCAUUAAAAAGGAAAGCACCCUGAACAUGGUCGUCCGCAGGGGCAACGAAGACAUUAUGAUCACAGUGAUUCCCGAAGAAAUCGACCCCUAGGCAGAGGCAUGGGCUGGACUCCAUGUUGCCCUCAAAGACUCUCCGGGGGACGACGCACGAGGACUCUGGGCUGGUGGCGCAGGACACCCGAGACUUCCGACCGCCAGUUUGCUUGUUCAGUGGAAACUCCCCGGCCGACAGAAUCCUUCUUGAUAGUUUGCAGGCAAAACAAGUGUAACGUCGCAGGCCCGCAGGCAGCAGCUCUGCCCUUCUGUAACCCAUGUACCCAGUGUGCUUUCUCUUGCCAGCUUGGGCUGUCCCUGCUUAGACAGUCAACAUUUGUCUCUUCCUUUAACUGAAUCAUCAUCUUAGUCCAACUAAUGCAGCUGAUCCGAUGCGUAGAUGAGAAGGCCCCGUGGGAGCAGAGUGGGGCUGGGCGUGUCUGUGCUCUGCUCCGAGUCAGCACCCCGAGGCGGCUGCACGGAGACCAUGGGGUUGGGGCGGGGUGGGGUGAACGCUGGCUUCCGAGAAGGCCAAAGUCGCCUCUUUUAGGAAUCUCUUCAGAAUUGGGUGCACGACGACCUUCAGUUUGAGCUAUUAAAAUACUUCUUCAUA
Lemur catta (Ring-tailed lemur) is the source of this 2099-nucleotide messenger RNA. It is a transcript of the gene HTRA1, whose product is annotated as HtrA serine peptidase 1. The transcript has 9 exons. Gene Ontology annotation, molecular function: protein binding; serine-type endopeptidase activity. The record is from RefSeq and is a predicted model, not a curated record. Bases 90 to 1544 code for a protein of 484 amino acids. Gene Ontology annotation, biological process: positive regulation of apoptotic process; programmed cell death; proteolysis. Gene Ontology annotation, cellular component: extracellular region. NCBI's taxonomy places the organism in Eukaryota, Metazoa, Chordata, Mammalia, Primates, Lemuridae.